This is a messenger RNA of Podarcis lilfordi (Lilford's wall lizard), 459 nucleotides long. Lineage: Eukaryota; Metazoa; Chordata; Lepidosauria; Squamata; Lacertidae. The record is from the annotation of a GenBank genome assembly.
AUGCACAGACGUGGGUUGCGAAUGCAGCGGGUUGUGAAUGUGCAUCCCGCAUGGAUCACGUUCGCAACCCGAGCGUCCUUGGAAUUUCCUUGGAAAAUGGAUUUCAUUAGCAGCCAGUAUUCUGAAAGCGACAUAAAGGUAGUUACCCGAGAAGCAGAAUCUGUCCACUGCUUGUUACCUUUCCACAAACUCUUAGCUGCACUUAUAGAGGGACGCCCCCCCUGCUGGCUUUCCAUCUGUCAGGCCUGCUGUGUAUGUACUCUUGUCUACUUCAUGCAUCUCGUUUGGAUUGACCUGUUGUCUUCUCAAAGUUCCUGCCACAAUAAACCAGUUGGUUUUGUCAUAGAGCUUUCUUUGUCUGAGUUCCAGUCGGUAAGCCCUCACCAGAAACGGUUUAUUUUAAAAGCAAAUAAACACCCCCCCCAUCCAAAAGCUACAUUUAGAGUCUCAAAAUUGUAG